This is a messenger RNA of Ectocarpus sp. CCAP 1310/34, 2439 nucleotides long. The record is from the annotation of a GenBank genome assembly. NCBI's taxonomy places the organism in Eukaryota, Phaeophyceae, Ectocarpales, Ectocarpaceae.
AUGGUCAGGUCUAAGGUGGACCCAGAGCAGGCGCAGAAGGCCAUCGAGGCUGUCCGCAGCGGCGCAAUGUCUCUCCGGGCUGCUGCACAGGCCUAUGGCGUGAACAAGCGCUCUCUCUCUCGCCGGCUGACCGGUGAUGAAAGCAUGGAUGCAAAGGUUGGUCCAAGGACUGUACUCACAGUCGAGGAGGAAAGUUUUGUUGAAGAUGCACUGCUGUAUGCUGCUCGUCACUUCAUCGGGAUCGACCGGACCGCGCUGCAAGAACAUGUGCGCCAGCUGUGCAAUGACGGUCGCGAUAUCCCGUGGGAUGCAGCAGUCGGCCCGGGGCGAUCAUGGCUAGACGGCUUCUUCAAGAGGCAUCCUGCGCUAUCGGAACGCAGCGCCCGCAUCUACGAGGCCAACAGAAUCAUGAGUGACGACGAGACUCGCCUGCAGACGUUCUACAAGGACUUUGGCGAGUUCGUUGACAAGGAAAAGAUCCCUGCCGAUCACCUGUGGAACACAGAUGAGACAGGUAGCACUUCACAAGGCACCAAGACAAUGAAGGUGAUUACGGAGAGCGGACAGAAAGUGGGUGGAGCGAUGCGUUCAAACUCGAGAGAAAACGUGACGGUGGUGGUCACCAUCAGCGCGGCGGGUGCCACCCUCGCCCCGUGGAUCAUCUACAAAGGGCAGCGUCUGCAAGCGGACUGGGUCAAAGGCAGAAACGGCCCUCCGAACGCGAGACUGGCAGUCAUCGAUUCCUCGUUCAUGCAGGGGACCGUAUUCGUCAACUACAUUCGCGACUUUCACCGGCAGCUUCUAGACCGCGGCUUGAUCAACGGCACGCCACACGUGCUCGUGCUUGAUGGCCACGCCUCGCAUGUUACCUACGAAGUUGUAAAAUUGGCCAGGGACCUAAACAUCGUCCUUUACCAGAUACCGUCCCACUCGUCUCAUGUUGUUCAGCCCUUGGACGUCGGGUCGUUCGGGUCAUUCAAGCGGGAAAUCACCAAGGUUCUCUCGGCCUUCCCGGCACGAAACGGCGGAAGGGUGCCCGCGAAGAGCGACAUGUUGGGCAUUCUUGGGGAUGCUUGGUUGCGGAGCUUUUCCGAGGAACGGAACACAUCAUCCUUUGCAGGGGCAGGCCUUUGGCCGGUGGACGGGGAGCGGGCGAUGGGUCGACUUCAAGGUGUAGGGAAGAGGAAGGAACGAUCAGGUGCCCGCCCGCCCGUUGAGGACAUCACAGGGGCGAUUUCCGACAAGCAUCUUGCCGACAACCUCGGCCCACGAACGGUUCGCGAGCUGCAGCAAAAGGGCUAGUGCGUCAAGGGCAUCCUUAUCAACACGGUCAUGCUCGGAGCCUUCGUCAAGGCGAAAAAGAAGCAGAAGAGGCUCGCCAUCACCCGCAAGUCGCAAGGUCUCCCGGAAGGAGGGGUAAUCACGUGCGAUGACGUCAUGCAAAAAUACCUCGAAGACGAACGCCAGAAGGUGGAGGCCGAGGAAGCUCUGAGAGAAAAAAGAAUGGCACGGGAGAUCAAGAGGGUAGCGAGGGAGGAUGCGAGCUUGGAACAGGGGGCAAACCGCGCAGGGCGUGGGCAUGGGCGGGGAGGAGGGCGAGGCGACACAGGGGGUGAAGGCUCUAGUGGGCGGGGACAGGGACCGGACGGAGGCAGAGGGGGGCGGGGGCGGGGGCUUGAAGGAGGUCAGGGGGGGCGCGGGCAGGGGGGGGAGGAAGAGAGAGGGCGCCGGGCUGUUGUUGGUCGUGGGCGUGUAGUUGGCCGAACGGCGGGCGGUAGAGGGGCGGUGGGUGGGCGGGGAGUAGAAAGUCGACCCGAGGCGGCGGCCGGCGGGCGAGAGGGAGGUCAGGGGCAAGGGCGGGGGCGAAGAGAAGGAAGGGGCGGGCGUGGGAGGGGCGGCGGGUGGGGUGGCGUUCGUGAUCAAGUGGGGGGGGGGGUUGUGGCGAAUGCCACUGGGCGGGGUGCUGGUCGUGGUCGUGUGGUCGGAGGGGUAGUGGGGAAUGCCGGCGUAUCCAGGUCAGGGCGAACGCUGACGCCGGCACGCGUAGUCGACGUGUCGGUUUUUCUGUACCGAUCCGAACUCAACCUAGUUUGAUUCCAAAUCGGUUGAAAGCGCCCUUGGAAUUGGCAAGGAGUCAGCAAUCAAGUGGUUGGAGUUUUUUUUGGAGCGUCGAGCAGUUCUGCGAUUGUACGAGGCCACGCUGUACCGUUCUAGCGGUUUGAAUCAGGUUCUGACUGGAAAAUCCGGGGAUGUGACCACUCUGUCCCCGGUUGGGGACUCCUCCCCCACGUUUGAAUUCACUUGCUCCUUGCUUUAGUGUCGAGGUCUGUGUCAAACGGCGAAUCAUGGGGUGAAAGCGAAGCGAUGCAGCGUCGUGCAUUUCGGGACUGGGGGUUGCCGUAGACGGACGCGAACACCGGUAAGUGCGCCCGCUUCUUA